AUGGGCGACAGCUACUCUGCCACCUCUGGCCAUACUGCCACUACGGCUGUGAACAGGCCGACCAUCGACACCACCGCCGCCACACAGGAAAAGCUUGAUCCUACGCGCCUUCAAAGUAUGGACAGCUCUAGUGCGAAGCGUAUGCACAGUCUCGAAAUCCCUCUCGACAAUAUUCGCUCUCCCCCUUCUCCCGCUGUUGGCGUCAACCCUGCCCUUUUCCGCAAGCAGACUUCCCUCGAUCUCGAUGACUACUUCACUGGUCCUCGUGAUAUCCAAAAGCACUCAAAAUGGCCUCUUGUCAUGCAGAUGCACGGCUCCAUCAUGCCCAAGCUUAUCAUCCCUCUUGUUCUUAUCGCUGCUUGGUCGACUGCCAUCACAAUCAUCCACUACCACUACCCCAAGAUUGAAGUCAACUCUGUUCUGCUCACCAUUCUGGGUUUCGUCGUCGGUCUUAGUCUGUCUUUCCGAUCCUCGACUGCUUACGAGCGUUAUGCUGAAGGUCGUCGAUACUGGGGCACACUCACCAUGGCUUCCCAGACUCUGGGCCGUGUCAUCUGGAUUCAUGGCAAGGACGUGCCAGACCAAGACCCCCGCGAGUCGAUUCUGAAGAAGAUUGGCGCGAUGAACCUCAUUGUUGCAUUCGCCGUCUCUCUUAAGCACGCCCUGCGAUUUGAGCCCUACAGUGCCUACCCCGAUAUGGAACAUCUCAUCGGCCACCUCAACACCUUUGCCAAGGAAGCUACUGCGGCUGAUCCCGACGCUUGCUCAUUGAAGAAGAAGAACAUUUUCAAGUCUGUUGGAGAGUACCUGGGCGUGUCAUUUGCUCAGAGCAACCCUCGAAAGGCCCUUAAGAAGACUGACAAGCCUCUCGGCAACCUGCCUCUCGAGAUCCUCAACCAUCUUGCCGUUACUAUCGAUCGUAUGGUCGGCCAAGGACAGCUCGAUGUCCCUAUGCAACAGACUCUCGCUUAUAACAAUCUCACAUUGAUGAACGACUGCAUGACAGGAUGUGACCGAGUUCUCAACACUCCCCUUCCCAUUGCAUACACCAUUGCCAUCAGUCAGAUUACCUUUAUCUACGUCUUUGUCCUCCCCUUCCAGCUUGUUGGACCGCUCAAUUGGAUUACUAUUCCCGCUUCCGUUGUUGCAGCUUACAUCAUUUUCGGACUUCUCUUCAUCGGCCAAGAGAUUGAGAACCCCUUCGGACAGGACGUCAACGAUCUUCCUCUCGAGAUUUACUGCGAUCAAAUUGCUGCUGACUUGGAUGUUAUCGCGUCUCAUGAUAAGCGCGAGCCGGAUACGUUCCUCCUCAGUCACAACAGCAUGCCUCUGUACCCAGUCAGCACCGCCUCUUCCAACGCUUGGAUGAAGCGCAGUGACGAGAAGCUUCGCCAGGCCAUCAAGGACAAGCCCAACACCAUGUUUGAGUGGCGCAAGGAGAUUGCUCGCAAGAAGCAAAGCGGCGCCAAGUUUGGUACCAACGACAUGAUGACCCCUGGUGAUCAUAAUGUCUAA
This is a messenger RNA of Fusarium venenatum, 1515 nucleotides long. RefSeq names its product Bestrophin, RFP-TM, chloride channel-domain-containing protein. The record is from RefSeq and is a predicted model, not a curated record. Lineage: Eukaryota; Fungi; Ascomycota; Sordariomycetes; Hypocreales; Nectriaceae. Gene Ontology annotation, molecular function: chloride channel activity.